Prorocentrum cordatum is the source of this 2888-nucleotide messenger RNA. The record is from the annotation of a GenBank genome assembly. Lineage: Eukaryota; Dinophyceae; Prorocentrales; Prorocentraceae.
UUUUUCACACGCGCACUCGCAAGACAUGGCCCCCCAGAACGCAUUGGUUCCCCCGGCCUUGCAGGGUGGGCGCUGUUCUUCCCGAGUCGAUCGCGCGGCAGCUCUGGAUCUCCUAGGAGCUUCGGGGGCCUCCUCGGGCGACCUCGUCGCCGACAGGGUGUCCUGCGGCGGGAGCGUGGGCGACUGGAACAAGCCGGCCCGGACGAAUUGGCGUGCUCUGCAGCCAUCAGGGUACCACGAUGAGUCAUACGAAGGUACUCUGGGAGGCGGAGGAGGAGGAGGAGGAUGAGGGAUGGAGGAGGGGCCCACGGGCGGAGCGGCCAGCGGCCUGCGCAAGAGAGGGCGGAGGGUGCGCCGUGGCACACCGAUGGAGGCGCGAGGAGGCCGACGCUGAGCAGAGCAACGAUUUGGGCGCCCGAGUUAUCCGGGGUGACUCGGAUGAUGCGGGGCUCUGAACGAUGCUGCGCCGCCGCACUCUUGGCAGUCGCGGCGCGGAUGCGGUCGACGCCACCCCUCCCCGAGAGGAGGGCAGCGCAUGCAGGCGGAGGAGGCGAACGGAGGGCCAGAAGAAUACGCCACAAAGCAUGUAAGCCUCCGCUGGCCGCUAACGCGCGCACCACGUGGGCCUCGCCCCCCCCGUGGCGCUGCCAUCACAGCCUCCCUGUGCCUGUGGCGCCAAGCAGGUGCUCCGGUCCGCGCAGUAGCUCGAGAGAGAGCAAGCGCUGCAGCCUCCGUAACAGCACCGUCCCGGGGACGCAGUCGCAGGUGCAGGGGUUGGGCUCGGCGCUGGUGCUGGCGUUGGUGCAGGAGUGCUGGUGCCGACGUCUGGGCAGCGCAGCCCACCGUUUCUGGAAGCAUCGGUCUCCCACUCGACAAAGCCUGUCACCAGCCAGCACUUGCGCGGCGCCCACCACUCGGGGGAGUUCGUAACCCACGCCACGCAAGUGUCGCAUGACCCGCACAGAGCUUGACAUUCACCGUCGGAGGACACAGCACUCCCAGAGUAGUCCGAAGAACCGCACGUGCCUGACCACGCCCCCGGGACGAUAUCCUGACCGUGUCGCACAGCACAUGGAUCUUGCGUAGGCACGGAAGCAGGAGUUGGCGCCGGCGUGGGCGUGGGCGACGGCGUCGGCGCAGGCGUGGGCGCUGGUGUCGGUGCCGGCGUUGGCGCAAGGGUCGGCACUGGCGUCGGGGAAGGAGUUGGCGUCGGCGUUGGCGUCGGCGCUGGCGUUGGCGCAGGCGUGGGCGAUGGCGUGGGCGAUGGCGUCGGCACAGACGUGGGCGCUGACGUCGGGGAAGGAGUUGGCGCAGGUGUGGGCGACAACGUGGGCGUUGGCGUCGGCGUUGGCGUCGGCGCUGGCGUUGGCGCAGGCGUGGGCGAUGGCGUGGGCGAUGGCGUCGGCGCAGACGUGGGCGAUGACGUCGGGGAAGGUGUUGGUGCAGGUGUGGGCGACAACGUGGGCGUUGGCGUCGGCGUUGGCGUCGGUGCUGGCGUUGGCGCAGGCGUGGGCGAUGGCGUUAGUACCGUCGUGGGAGCUGACGUCGGCGCAGGUGUUGGUGCAGCUGUGGUCGCAAGCGUGGGCGUUGCCGUCGGCACCUGCGUGGGAGCAGGUGUGGGCACGAGGGUCGGCGCAAUUGUUGGUGCUGGUGUUGGAACGGGGGUCGGGCUUGGCGUCUGUGCUGGUGUUGGGGCGGGAGUUGUCGCGGGCGUCGGCGGCACAGCAGUAGGUGUAAGCGUACCGCUCGGACCGCACCAGACUCCCUCGCACGUCAGCGCACAUAAUGCCUCGUUGUUCUCGCAUCCAGCAUCGAUGGCGGUCGCCGAAUUGCACCACUCUUGCAAGAAGCCCCAUGGGCAGCCGCAUUCUUUGAUGUAGCACUUGCCCACCUCAGGCAAUGUUGAGUUACCUCCUGCGCUUGUCGGGGCAACCGUUGGCACCUGCGUAGGCGCGGGCGCCAGCGUCGGCGCGGGUGUGGGCUCGAAGGUCGGCGCAUUUGUUGGUGCUGGUGUCGGAACCGGGGUCGGGCUUGGCGUCUGUGCUGGUGUUGGGGCGGGAGUUGUCGCGGGCGUCGGCGGCACAGCAGUAGGUGCAAGCGUACCGCUCGGACCGCACCAGACUCCCUCGCAAGUCAGCACGCAUAAAGCCUCGUUGUUCUCGCAUCCAGCAUCGAUGGCGGUCGCCGAAUUGCACCACUCUUGCAAGAAGCUCCAUGGGCAGCCGCAUUCUUUGAUGUAGCACUUGCCCACCUCAGGCAAUGUUGAGUUACCUCCUGCGCUUGUCGGGGCAACCGUUGGCACCUGCGUAGGCGCGGGCGCCAGCGUCGGCGCGGGUGUGGGCUCGAAGGUCGGCGCAUUUGUUGGUGCUGGUGUCGGAACCGGGGUCGGGCUUGGCGUCUGUGCUGGUGUUGGGGCGGGAGUUGUCGCGGGCGUCGGCGGCACAGCAGUAGGUGCAAGCGUACCGCUCGGACCGCACCAGACUCCCUCGCAAGUCAGCACGCAUAAAGCCUCGUUGUUCUCGCAUCCAGCAUCGAUGGCGGUCGCCGAAUUGCACCACUCUUGCAAGAAGCCCCAUGGGCAGCCGCAUUCUUUGAUGUAGCACUUGCCCACCUCAGGCAAUGUUGAGUUACCUCCUGCGCUUGUCGGGGCAACCGUCGGGGCCGUCGUCGGCGCAGGUGGGGACGUGGGGCCCACCGACGGACUCGUCGGCGCAGCACCACUCGACGAGUCGGCGCACCAGAUGCCGUUGCAACUCUCCUCGCAGAAGUCCUGGCUGGCGGCGCAACCCUGGUUCACGGCGGUGCCCUCGUUGCACCAAGACUGCAAGAAACUACCAGGGCAACCGCAAUCUUCAAUGUCCCACCUGCCCGCCUCGGGCGCCUCUGAG